AUGGCCCAAAUCACCAUUGUUGGAGCCGGCAUCGUGGGCAUGGCCACGGCCUCCAUGCUGUCGCGGCACCACAAGGUCACGAUCGUUGCCAGGAAUCUCCCCGGAGACAAGCCGUCGAUCGAAUGGGCGAGUCCCUGGGCGGGCGUGAGCUUCAUUGCAGGCGGCUGCUCGUCCCCUGUAGAAGCCAAGAUGCAGCUCGAUGCGUUUGCGGAAUUGUGGCGGUGGAGCGAUGCCCACCCUGAGUCGAGCAUUAAGAAGAUUCCCAUUGAGGACUUUCACGACGAUAAGACAGAGGAUGAUAUCUGGUGGAAGGAUUAUAUGCCCGAUGUUAGUUCUGAAGCAUUAUAUUUUCGCUUCCUCCCACCUGAGAGUCUACCAAACGGCGCCAAACUCGGAACAGCAUACACAAGCCUAAUCCUCAACCCAGACAUAUUCCUCCUCUGGCUCCGCCAGCGCCUCGAAAGCACGGGUGUACAAUUCAAGCGCAUGACGCUGAACUCCCUAUCUGAAGCCCACUCUCUAGGCCACGACGUGCUCAUAAACGCCACGGGGUUUGGAUCGCUAACUCUAAACGACGUGCGUGACCAGAACGUGGAGCUGAUUCGCGGCCAGACCAUGCUUGUCAAGAGCGACUACGACAAGUUAUUUAUGCGUGAUACUGGCGAUACUUAUACAUAUGUGAUACCGCGCCUAGACGGGACUGCUGUUCUUGGAGGGACAAGACAUAAGGGUUCUGUUGAUCCAAACCCGGAUUGGGAUCUGUGCCAGGAUAUCGUGAACAGGAUCAACAAGAAUCUACCUAACCAUUUCUCAAAUAAUCUACAAGACUACCAAAUUGUCAGACACAACGUAGGCAUACGGCCGUCCCGGGUCAACGGGGUACGAGUCGAGCGAGAAAUCAAGGACGGGCAGGUGAUUGUUCACGCGUACGGUGUCGCCGGUGGAGGCUACAUCUUCAGCUUCGGGAUUGCGCGUGCUGCAAGGGACCUUGUUGAGGGCUAUCUCUUUCCUCACCACCCUGCGAAGCUGUAG
This is a messenger RNA of Aspergillus versicolor CBS 583.65, 1032 nucleotides long. Its product is annotated as FAD-dependent oxidoreductase. Gene Ontology annotation, molecular function: D-amino-acid oxidase activity; FAD binding. Lineage: Eukaryota; Fungi; Ascomycota; Eurotiomycetes; Eurotiales; Aspergillaceae. The transcript has 7 exons. The record is from RefSeq and is a predicted model, not a curated record. Bases 1 to 1032 code for a protein of 343 amino acids.